Molecule: messenger RNA, 2416 nt
Organism: Linum tenue
Lineage: Eukaryota; Viridiplantae; Streptophyta; Magnoliopsida; Malpighiales; Linaceae
Source: the annotation of a GenBank genome assembly
CUCUGCCCGAAAUGCGCAUCUGCCUCCUGAUAGUGCCACACCAAUGCGCUCUCCUUGUGCUCGAUGAACGACCCGUCCGUCGUCUCGGUGUAGAGCUCCAUCACCGGCUCCGCUAUCUUCUUCCAGUCGCUGUCCGUCACCACGUGGCACGCCUCCCACGACGAUUCCCUCUUCCAACUGCGUUCGAAUUAUGCGUCAGAAAUGACGCAGGAAAAAUGUUGGUUCUGACACCAACAUUGCCAGCAGAGCUACUAAUACGCGUAUUAGUAGCUCUGCUGACACUUAAAAAAAAAUGAAGUGACACUUUUGUGACAACUUUACCUAGUGAAGUAACCAUGCUCCGCAGAAAUCCCCAAUUUGGGGCACCGGGAGAACCACUUGCUCAACGGCUCCUUCCCCCGCCCGCUGACGACGAACACGACGUUCCGGGGGUCGUCGCAGAGCCGGUUCAGGACGGCGAUGACCUCGUCGCUGGGGGACUUGUCGACGGACGCCUGUGGGGUCAUGGUGCCGUCGUAGUCCAGCAGGACGAGCCUGCUGGACGACGACGAGGUCUUCCUGUAGGCUGUCAGGAUCGGCUCGAUCUCGAGCUUCCUGAAGCUCGGGCCCAGGGCGACGAUCCGGAACCCGAGACCGAACCCGACCCCCCAGUACCGCUUGUUGUAGUGGUCCCGGCAGGCCCGCUCGAGGUCCUGGUCGAAGCUCCUCGCCCAGUAGGCCACGUCGUGGGAGCUGAUGUACUUGUAGUGCUUCUCGUGGCGCAUCGUCUUCUCGUCGUCCUUCAUCGUGAUCGCCUCCGACAUCGCGAUCGCGACCGCCUCGAUGUUCCACGGGUUCACCCUGAUCGCCCCGCUGAGCGACGGGGAGCACCCGAUGAACUCCGAAACGAUCAAGACGCUCUUCUUCUUCUUCUCAAUCUUGUCACCGUCAAGAACAGGGCUCCCCUGCCUACAAACAGUGUACUUGUAAGAAACCAAAUUCAUACCGUCCCUGAUGCAAUUCACUACGCAGCAUUCUGCAACUGCGUAGUAAGCAGCCUUCUCCAUAGUUGUCAGAGCUCCACCAUUGAUGAACACAAUCGGACUGUAACCCUCUGCUGCUUUGCCAAACCUCCGAUUCACCGAAUUCGCCACCGAAUUGAUCUCGUCCUCCACUUCUCUGACGUCUUUCCCUUUGCUCCUUGCUGGGUUGCAAAUCUGGACAAGAACAACUCUGCCUCUCAAAUCCGGAUUCUGCUCCAGCAAUCUCCCCAUUGCGAGAAACUUGAGGCUGAUCCCUUUGAAGAUGUCCAAAUCGUCGACCCCAACAAUCAAGGUCUUCCCCUUGUACUUGUCUCUCAGCUGCUUCACCUUCUCCACGAUCUCGCCGCCGUUGAGAUGCGAUUCGAGCUGGCCCAUGUGAAUCCCCACUGGCAGGAUUUUGAUGCUCACAGUUCGCCCAAAAUACUCCAAUCCGAUAUACCCUCUCUUCGAUUCGUAAUCCAGCCCCAACAUUCUGCUGCAGCAGGACAGGAAAUGGCGGGCGUAAUCGAAAGUGUGGAACCCUACCAAAUCGCAAUUGAGCAGAGCCCGAAGAAUCUCCUCCCUCACGGGAAUCGUCCUGUAGAUUUCCGAUGAGGGAAAUGGGCUGUGGAGAAAGAACCCCAAUUUCACUCUGUGGUACUUUUUUCUGAGAAAAGUGGGGAGGAGCAAGAGAUGGUAAUCGUGGAUCCAAACCGAAUCCUCCUCCGGAUUCAGCACUUCCACCACUCUCUGCGCGAAGAUUUUGUUCGCCGAGACGUAUGCCUGCCAAUUCCUCCGGUCGAAUCGGGCGGCGCCGCCGUGCGCCGGCGAGAUGGGCAGCAUAUAGUGAAACAGAGGCCAGAGGUAGUGCUUACAGAAGCCGUGGUAGAAAUUGUUGAGCACAUCGGGCGGCAGGAAAACUGGGACGCACCGGAAAUUUUCCGCCAGCGUCUGUGAAAUCUCCUCUUGAUGUUUCGGGUCGAUUUCGGGCUUCAGGCAGCCGACGUACCAGACCUCUGUUUCCGGCGAGAAACCGUCGCGGAGCUGGAGGUAGAGGGAGUCCUCGUCGAGCUCGAACCGCCACGGCGCCGUGGAGAGCUUGUUCGGGUCGGGUAUGGCCCGGAUGGGGAGGUGGUUCGCCACCACGACCCGGCGCUCCGGCGACGGCGGCGCGGCGGCCGGAGAAGGCGGGCAUCUGGGUUGUUGUUGUUGCUGCUGAUGGGGUGAAGAAGGGAGCUUGAUGGCCGCGGGAGUCGGCCGGCGAUUGAUGACGCGGAAAUCAUCGACGGAGAUUAAACUCAGACACUCUAUGCAAGACUGAGACAACAUUUUUUUUGGUUCAGCUGAAAAAUCGCAUCAGAGAAGAAGAACAGCGGAAAAGGGGGAAGGAAGAAGGAAAGAAGAAUGGGAGAAAU